This is a messenger RNA of Condylostylus longicornis, 561 nucleotides long. RefSeq names its product proteasome maturation protein (gene Pomp). Gene Ontology annotation, biological process: proteasome assembly. NCBI's taxonomy places the organism in Eukaryota, Metazoa, Arthropoda, Insecta, Diptera, Dolichopodidae. The transcript has 3 exons. The record is from RefSeq and is a predicted model, not a curated record. Gene Ontology annotation, cellular component: cytoplasm; nucleus. The coding region runs from base 113 to 520 and encodes 135 amino acids.
AUAAAGUUAACUGUCAAAAAGACAAUUUUACAAAUAUAAUAUACUAUUUUUAAAAGUCAUUGCUUCUCUUACUAUAAAUUAAUUUAGAUUUGUGAAUUAAAGAAUUUUGAAGAUGGAUUUAGCUUUGUACUCCAAACAACCUAAGGCUACCCAAUUAGAUAUUAACAUCAAUCCUGGGGGACCAACUCAAAAAAAUGCUCUUUCUCAAUCAAGUAACGAUCAUGUAUUAAAGCUAGCUCAAAAAGAUUACGAUAUGAAUCAUCACAAUAUAAAUAUGCAAAUACUGAGGAAUCGUGAUGGAUUGCACGCACCCUUAAAGUUGUCGAUGGAGAUAGCUUCGGCAAAAAAAAUUGGAAGAUUACCUUUUUUGCCAUCAAGCAAUGUUAUGUUGGAUGUUUUAACUGGACGUGACGAAAUAAUUGAUUUCUCAGAUUACUUAGGCACAGAAGAUACUUUUGAAGAUCUUCGACAACCACAUGCGGUAGUCGAAAAACACUUGGGUGUAUUCGAGUGUCGUUAAUUUUUUAUACAAGAAAAUACAUAAUACAAAUAUCUUUCAAA